Molecule: messenger RNA, 1719 nt
Organism: Ostreococcus tauri
Lineage: Eukaryota; Viridiplantae; Chlorophyta; Mamiellophyceae; Mamiellales; Bathycoccaceae
Product: Nucleoside phosphatase GDA1/CD39
Exons: 1
Coding region: 1-1719 (572 amino acids)
Biological process (GO): nucleoside diphosphate catabolic process
Cellular component (GO): membrane
Molecular function (GO): nucleoside diphosphate phosphatase activity
Source: RefSeq, a predicted model, not a curated record
AUGUCCGGUGUCGACGCGUCGCCGAGCGCGAGCGGUGACGAGAAUAGAGCGCAAACGAUGACGAAUGCGUCGUCGAUGGGAUUUCACUCGAGACGCACGUCAUCCGUGUCCUCGUUCUCGUCGACGCUCGGUGAUCGUCCGUCGACGUUUGUGAGGCGUCCGAGUUCGUUUCUCUUCGCGUGUGCCUUGGUGUGUUUCGUCUUGGCGUCCGUGACGCAUCGUCCGAGGAGCGCGUUUUGCGAAAAGGCUCCGGCGCACGUGAUAUUCGUCGACGCCGGUAGCACGGGAUGUCGCGCGCACGCGUUCGCGAUCGAGAACGGUGAAAAUGAUAGGGAACUGUUUAAGAUUAAGACUCUGGGUACAAAGGCGAAGACGCGAUUGCCGCUGGCGGAGAUGGGGGGGAAAGUUCGAGAGGAGUUGAUCCCGGCGCUGCGCGCGGCGGCGGCGAACAUCAAGGAUCCGUGGGAGCGCGAGCACGCGGCUGUGUACGUGUGGGCGACGGCAGGGUUUAGAAUUUUGACCCCGGCGAAGCAGCAGGCGCUCUGGCGGGAGGUACGAGAGGCGGUGACGAGCGAGACAAAGCUUCAGCAUGGACACGGACACUUUCGAACGGUGGACGGUGCUGAGGAGGGAUUCUACGCCUGGUUGGCGGCGAAUUAUUUAUCCAACGUCGACGUCACAGUAGUGGGGCGCCUACGAGGCGCCUCGACGCCGAGUGCGCCGGCGCUCGCGGAGAUGGAGUCCGAUAAUCCAUUGUCGAAAACCGUCGGUGCGAUUGACGUCGGCGGCGGGAGUGUGCAAUUCGUUGCGUUGCCGAACGGUGGCGUCGGCUCUUCGCUGCGAUCGAUGAUCGAUUUGAGAGACGCGGUAAAGGUGGAAUCGUUUCUCGGAUACGGGGCGAAUCACAUGGAGACGCGCUGGAGGCGAGAGCUCGCACGGGCGGGCAAGAAGGAGAACGCGUGUUCAUUCCCGGGGUACGAAGUCGACGUGGACGGCGCGACGCUCACGGGUACAGGAUCGUACGACGCGUGCGUUCGAGGUCUUCGCAAACAAAUCGCCGCGAUGCAGCGCGAACAGCGCGUCACCCUACGUAUGCCGCAGGACUUUGCCAAGAUUGAUCGAUUUCUUGGCAUGUCGCUCCUGUUCCAUCUCACCAACUUUCUUACCGUCGCCCUUCCUGGAUCGCUUCCGUCCAUGCCAAAGGCGAGCUUGGAAGAAAUUGCUGCGGGCGGUAAGAAGCUGUGUGCGACCGAUUGGACAUCUCUGGUGAAAAAUGUCGAUGGGAAGGAUCCGAACACGCCAACGGAUAGACUCAACGGACGGUGCUUUGAUGCGGCGCUUGUGCAAGCGCUUCUCGGUGUUGAUUUCGAUGAUGAUUUGCAGUCCGGUGAGGUCGGCUUAGGAUUUACGCAGAGCGAUAAGCGUAUCGAUUUCAUCGAGCGCGUCGACGGCGCCGAGGUCGAGUGGACGCUCGGCGCGGCGAUGAGUGUGGUGCAUCCCACAGCCGCUCGAGCCAAUCCCAAUUGGGCCAAGACACGCGUGCCUGCUGCGUGUGCGCGCGUGUUCCACUCGUCCUUCCUGGAAGAGCUAUACCAAUGGGCGGUCAUCAUCAUGCCCGCGGCCGUGAUCGUGACUGGUUACCUGGUGUACAAGGCGCUCCAGGCCGCAACGAAUGUCGGCACAAUGGCACGGUCGCCCUCGUUCUUCGAGGUGCUGUAA